GGGCGCCAUCGAACCGCUCCGCGUGCCGCUGCUCUUGCCUGCGGCGGGAGCGGCCGCGGCGCGAGCCGGUGACGUCAGCCGCCGCUCCGGCGCGCCCGCCGCUGUCGCGCGCCAAAUUUGAAGGCGGCGCGCGCGGCCCUGGGCUCGCGCCCCCUCAGGAGGGUCUCGCGCCCCGCCCCCCCCGGCGCCCUCAGGCCGCCAUGGCCACCCCGCCCAAGCGCAGCAGGCCCGACGGCCGCCUCAAGAAGGUCGCCGUGGAGGGCAACAUCGCUGCAGGGAAAUCCACCUUUGUGAAUAUUCUGAAACAAGCCAGUGAAGAAUGGGAAGUGGUUCCCGAGCCUGUAGCUAGAUGGUGCAAUGUUCAGCAAAGCUCUGGAGAUGAUUGUGAGGAGCUGACCACGUCGCAGAAGAGCGGCGGGAACGUGCUGCAGAUGAUGUAUGAGAAGCCGGAGCGGUGGGCUUUCACCUUCCAGACGUACGCGUGCCUCAGCAGGAUCCGGGCUCAGCUCAACGCCCUGGAUGGCAAACUUCGGGAUGCGCAGAACCCUGUGCUGUUCUUCGAGCGCUCUGUCUAUAGCGACAGGUACAUCUUUGCUGCUAAUUUAUAUGAGUCUGACUGCAUGAACGAGACGGAGUGGACAAUUUACCAGGACUGGCAUGACUGGAUAAAUAAACAGUUUGGCUCAAGGCUGGCGCUGGAUGGGAUAAUUUAUCUCCGAGCCACUCCUGAGAAAUGCUUGAAUAGGAUUUACUUGCGAGGAAGAGAUGAAGAGCAAGAAAUCCCCAUUGAAUAUCUGGAGAAGCUUCACUACAAACAUGAAAGUUGGCUCCAGCACAGGACACUGCGAACAGAUUUUGACUACCUACAGGAAAUUCCGAUUUUAACACUUGAUGUUAAUGAAGACUUCAAAGGCAAAAAGGACAAAUAUGAUCACAUGAUCGAAAAGGUCAAGGAAUUUUUGAGCAUGUUGUAAUCCUCUCUGAAGUGCAGACAUUCAAACCAUUCCAAACUUCUGUGUGAUCAAAGUCUCAAGUGCAGCUUCUUCCUUCUUUUGUAGGAGGCCUCUGGAGAGGCACGGCUCGGUCCUGGAGAUUUGGUUGUGAGGAACAAAUAAAUUUCAUGAAUAGGGAAAUUAUUGAAUAAAUCGGUACGUCUGUUCAGUAUUAUGUGAAGUAAUGUGCACAAAUUCUGAAGAGACAAGCACUAUUCUGAGCACUGCCAAAUGCUGUGCCCGUUUUUGAUCAGACUAUUUUAUAGAUGUUUUUAAUUUAUUUUGUGCCCAACUACUAUUUAAUUUUGAAGAAGGUAGCUGAUUGUUAGAUCUCCUCAGAGUUUUUUUAGCUGCAUGGAUUUGUAAUGGAUGUUUGUUGUUUCCAGAAGUAAAAGGUAAAAACCAUUUUUGCUGCUGAGGGAAUUUUAUUACAACCUGGAAUUUUAUGUUUUAAGGUACACAAAACUAUGUUCUGAUGCUUUUGAUAGAAGUUGUUCUUUGUAGAACACACUGAAGUAAAUUCAAAUGUGACUGAAAUUCUGAAUAUAGCAAGUGAAUUUUUAUACCUGUUUCUAUCAUGCACUGAAACCCGGGAUAUUCUAGGCUUUUGGUUACCUAGCACAUUUGGAGUUUUUUUUUACCUUUUUUAUUUUAGCUUUUCCAAAAACAGUGCUGUUUUUGUAGCUGCUCAGUCCUCUUCUCCUGGAUAAGAAUAUGUUUGCUUGCUAGGCACUGUGCUGGGCAGAAGGGCAUUUUGCAGACGGUCUCCAUCUGUAAAUGACAUGUUGCUAAACCAUCCCAUAAUCGCAUUAGGGAUGUGAGAGGUGGCUUCCUGCCUUUGUUCCAGCUGCUCCGUGUGUUCACUGGGCCUUCUCCGUGCUUAUCCCAGAUCCUGCACUGUUGGAAGUAGGUUUUUUGGUCUCACCUGCUUGGAGUAAGAAGGGGAGACCUGUGUGGAGUAGCUGCUGCCUGAGCCUCUUGUUCCAGGUGCAGAAAACAAACUUCAGGCUACCCAUCUCAAGUGCUGUGUUUUAUGAGCUGCCUUGUUCUGCUUUAAACACUUCUGAGGGCACAGUCAGCUUUUGAAGGCAAAAUCUUAUUGUAAAGCUUAUUAUUGUCCACCGUGGUGCUUCUGCUUGUUGGAGAUGACAUUUCUUCCUUUAUGGCGGGAGUUGUGCUGGCAUUCUCUAACCAUUGGCUGAAAAAAUAAAAGUGGUUGGAAAGCCUUUUUAGUGCUUAAUAGUGUUGACUUAUUGUCUCAUAAAAGAAAUAAUAUUGUGGAUUGCUUGUAUGUAAUACUGGUAUUUGGUGUAA
Molecule: messenger RNA, 2306 nt
Organism: Prinia subflava (tawny-flanked prinia)
Lineage: Eukaryota; Metazoa; Chordata; Aves; Passeriformes; Cisticolidae
Gene: DCK
Product: deoxycytidine kinase
Exons: 7
Coding region: 201-974 (257 amino acids)
Biological process (GO): nucleobase-containing compound metabolic process
Cellular component (GO): cytoplasm
Molecular function (GO): ATP binding; deoxycytidine kinase activity
Source: RefSeq, a predicted model, not a curated record